AUGUCACUUCUGCGCCAGCGGCACAUCCCCUGUGAGAUGUUGCGUCCCCAACAGUCCUUGGCAUCAGGGGCCUGCUGUGGGGGGAGCGGCCAUGGUGGCGGCAGUGCACAUGAUUGGCGUUUUUGCAGAUCUGUGGGACUCCGUCAGACUCAAGGAUUAGCGUUAUGUCAUGAAACCACGUUUUUUAAACAUGCAUUUGUGUUUGAAUCUGUGUGCUUAGAUGUGCAUGCUGUGACAACUUGUGGGAGUCUUCUCUCCUGCCCUGUGGGUCCCAGGGUUGGAACUCGGGUCCUGAAGCUUUGUGGAGGCUGGGCAGUAGGUCACACUGUCUCCAGCUGCUCUUGGGUGGAUGUCCAAAGGGAAACACUGGCCAGGUCCAAGCUCAGCACUGUGGCGACGCUUCCCCGGGCAGGGAAAGGCUGGACGCAGCAGCAUGGAUGGGGACAUGCCCGUGGAGCCCUCUGCUCAGUCAUUUUCCACAAGCCCUCCGCCUCUUCCUUCUUGGCCCACAGCUGUGGGGCUGCCGGGCUGGCCUGGGCCGACUUGCGUGGCUCUGCCCACUCAGGCCCCAGGGUGGAACUCCCUCCGUGGACGGAGCUGGUCCCUGACUCACAGGUCCCUGCCUCGAGUGCUGUGAUUAGGACGUGUUGUGCCGCAUCUGGGCCCUUGUGCCCCGUUAAGGGUGGGCUGGGAUGGUGUCACUCAUCUUUGCUAGCCCCGCCCCUCUCCGCCCCUCCACUGUUGCCUUUUCCCGCGGUUCAGGUCUUUGGAGCCCAGGAAGCACUUAUUAGCACCGGGUCUACCUCGUGUUCUCCGAGCUGUCACAGCCAGCCUGCACCUCCAUGUCUGCCUCCCUUCCCCAACGCCUGCCGGCCCGAGCUGACAGGGAGGCUAAGGCCGUGCUCGGGGCAUCGGCCAGGACAGACAGCUGAGCCUCAGUGGCCUGUGAACUGGGCGUGUUGCGAGUGGUCUCCCAGAGCGGCGGGACCCGGGGCAGGGACUAUUGCAUCCUCUACAACCCACAGUGGGCCCACCUGCCGCACGACCUCAGCAAGGUGGUGA
Molecule: messenger RNA, 1062 nt
Organism: Peromyscus maniculatus bairdii (prairie deer mouse)
Lineage: Eukaryota; Metazoa; Chordata; Mammalia; Rodentia; Cricetidae
Source: RefSeq, a predicted model, not a curated record